UCGUCCCGGCAAGGACGUAGAGAAGCAACAAUGUGAAGAGGUGUAUAUUAUGAAGUAGACAAGUAAAGGUACAGCCCUGUAAUGCUAACCACGUGCACGUACAUCUUCGAAAGUUAAAUGGCAUGUGUAUUUAAUGUUCUAAAGAUGAUGUUUCAUAGCAAGCCCUGGUACGUUAUUUGUCUGGUAGAAUUAAAUAUUCUGCUAUAGCUAUACAGUGCUUAAUUUGUUGGGUUUUGCUUUUCUGAAGUAGCCUGUUUAAAAGAGUUAAUUUCAGAUAACUGUAGAUACUAUACGUUGAAAGAUACUAGAAAUUAUCAAAAGUUAAUGUAUUCAUAUUGUGGCAUAAUGAUUGCCUUGGAGCAGUUGUGUGUAACAUUCAACAUGAGAUAUCCUAUUCUGCUAUCAUUUACAUGAUAUAAAUUGAGUAAGUCACUAAGUAAUCUCUUUUUUUACAUUACUUUACAGUGCAUCAUUUGGUCUGCAGAGCUGCCUACAGAGAAACACAGUAUUUCAGCAAUUCUAGGCUUUUUAUUACAAGCGUUUCCAUAUGGUGGUUCAGAUGGGAGAAGAUUCUUAAUUUCAACAUCAUGCAAUUUCUUCUCAAACAAAUGCCAGAGCUUAGUUAAAACCACACACAGCUAAUUCCUGACAGAGUUUGGCUUGUAAAGUUACAUUUUUUAAUUUAAAAUAUUUUUUGGAGGUACUUUUUGUGAUGUUCUUUUCCAUGCAAUAUUUAGUUAAAGUCUGAAAUUCACUGGCACAAUAUAAUAUAGAUAACAAGUCUGCAUGCGUUCAAAGAGUCAAAUAAGGCAAAUUCAUGACAGAAAGCAUGUCAAAGAUUAUUAAAAACACAGGUACUGUAACAGGGCUAGAUGCUCAAGGUUGCUGGUCAUGAGCUGUUGGAAUCUUAGGGGAUUCCUUACUGAGGAAAUAAUGCAAUACCCUGUUCUAAACUCUUCUUUAGCCUUCUGCUGUUCAUCUCUGUCAAAGGAAAGCUAGCUGGCGAGACCUUUGAUCUGAUCUAGUUACAUUCUUAGGCUGCUCAGUAAGUACUAGAUUUUCAUCAGAAGCAGAGAUGGAGAAGAGAUACGUUAAGCCAUUAUUUUUUGGCAAGAAUUAAUGACAGCACAGAAAACAGAUGCAUUGUGUCAUCGGAUAUUUCUUUAUCGUCUGCUGUCUCCUACUCCCCCUAAAAUACUUACUUCUACUUCUCAGUAGAUUUACUGCUCCAGUGAUUUGAUUAUGAGUGCUUUCUAGGAACAUUUAAAUCCAAAUAGGUUGAUUGAAACUCUUAUUCAGAGAAUUAAGAAUGGAAAUUAAUUUAACACAAGUUAUCUGUUCAUGAUCAAUUUCUAAACAAAAAGUUGCAUAGUGUCUAUAGAUAACACUUCCAGUUUGUCUAAAUCUCUUUGCUGCCUAGAAAUUUUGUUUCUCCCCUUUGUUGCUCUUCUUUAUACGCAUUCCUGGCUUUAUGUUAGUAUGCAGCUUGGGGAUAAAUGGAAUGUGUAUGCCUAGUCUCCUCAGAGUCAUACAUGACUCUGAGGGUACAUCAUGAGAUGGGACAGCAUCUGCAGCACAGAUGGUGCAGUUGGCCUUAAGCUCCCCUGAGAUACUUAGCAUAGAGCAAAAGGAAAGGAGCAGUAGAUGAGAAAAUGAUACAGAAAACCAUUUUUGUUCUCUCUUACAUGUUAAAAAAAACAGACUACAGAAAAGCCCUUUGAGAAGGAUAAGCUCAUAACACAUGAAGUAAGAUGUUUGAAUCUGCAAACCAGAGCACAAAAGAGUCAGGAGGAGUGCUUCUUCCAGAGUCAAUAUGUGCAGAGUUUCCACAUCUUGAUUUUUAUAUCGGGAGACACUAGUCCUACCUCUGUCUGGGAUUCUGCCAAAGAACAUCAAGAAGAAGUGGCUGGACUGUAGCUGAGUCAUGCAUUAAGAGAUGUUCAGGCUUUGAAGAACGCUUAUGAGUUGAUCAAAUCAGCCAGUCAAGGAAAAUCUGCACUUGACUCAUCAGAUAACUUCAGCACGGACUUAUAUGUUUUAUGUGCUGAACAAGCAUUUCAGCUGGGAUAUCUGGAAAUGAGCAGUGACUGUCUACAGAUGUAUUUUAAAGCAAGAUUUCCUGUGAACCAGUUUCUUGGCAGAGCGUAUUUGUGCCAAGGCCAGUUGCACACUCCACUCUCUACAGAUAAUUUGGAAGAGUUUGAAAAGUUUGUGCUCUUUUUUAUGAAGGCGAUAGACUUUGCCAGCCAUGAUCGAAGAUAUUAUUUUUUGAUAUAUAAUGCCUCAGUUCUUUACUGGCAACUUGUGAGGCCAUAUCUUAAGCCUGGAUUCCGCUAUUGUCUUAUUCCCAGCCUUUCUCAGAUUGUUAAACUGUUAAACCAAACUGAAGAGCAGGACAAUGAAUGGAGAGCAGAACUCAUGAUAAAUUUACUUGAGUGCUUCCUCGAUGCUUCAAAACUGAAAGAAGCAAAAGAGUUUUCAUCUACUGCAGCAAUCUUUAUUAAGGAGAAUGUUCCAGAUAAAUACUCUCAGAUAUUUUCUCUAAUGGUAUAUCACAAACUAAUGGAUAUUUCCCAGGUAGAGAAGGAAAUACAAAAUUCCAUCCAUUUUCUGGUUAUUUAUAAAAUGCAGAUGUUAAAAUUGCAGUGGGACACAAAUGAAUUUCCAAGUGAUGCCACCGCAAAUCUGAAUUCUUUAUAUGUACUUUUGAAACAAUAUGAUGUACCUCCAGCGUCUGUUCUCAGUGUGAAGAUUCCUUUGAUUCUGGAAUUAGCUCGUUUUUCUAUGAAAGUAAACUGCAUUAAGCUUGCAUAUGAUUGUAUACUUGAUUUGAAGAGAGCUGGGAUUACUGAGCAAGGGAAACUUAUUGAAAUAGAAUGCCUGGAAUGUGAAUAUGAAGUAAAAAAAAUCGGCACUAAAAUUGUGGCGUAUACCAAAGGAGUCGUCGAGACUCAGCUGGAACUGAUUAAAAAUCUUGAGUUAACCUUAAAACAUGCAGUUCAGUUGGGAGAUCCUGAAGUGAUUCAGGUUGUUUCUGCAACCCAGUGGAAUCUGUGCUUACCACUACUACAACACAAUUUGCAUCAACAUGUGCGAAAGCCAUUGAUAUCUGUUGCUGAUGUCCUUGAAGAGAUUGACAGCAUGUUGACUUUGUUGCGUUGCCAAGUUCAUAUGGAAAUAGCUCGUAUUGAAGAAGAUGGGGAUAGAAUAGAGGCUGCUGUGGAACAUUUGCAAAAAGCUAUACAUCUAAACAACGGUGGGCAGUAUCAAGAACAUCUAAGAUUGAUUUUUAACCGUCUUCAUUUGCACACAAUGCUGUAUAAGUCACCUGAGUGUCUAGAGGAUCAGGCAGUAAUGAUGAUUGAACAGGCUAAAAGGGGAAAGCAGAAGGAUAAUGUGAGGAGAAAGAGGUCCCUUCUGGUAAAUGCAGGUCUUGCACUAGCUCCUGAUUCAUUUCAAAUAGUCCUUGACAGUGAAAAUGAAGCUAAAGUUUCCUCAGGUAAAACUAGGAGUCAAAUAAGCUACCUCUGUGCAAAAGCACAACAUCAUAAUAAAAGCGUGGAGAAAGUUGAUGAACAUUUGGAACACUUAAGAAAUGAAGGUGACAGAGAGAGAAUUAUACUUUGGGCAGAUUUGGCAAAAGUUGCACGUAAACAAGAAGUAUGGGAUGUCUGCCGCGCAGCAUGCAGAUUUUGUCUCUUGUAUGAUGAUACUUUGUUUAGGAAGGUAACAAAAUCUAAAAAAACACAGAAGAAGAAAGCUAGUACAACUACGAUAGAUGAUGAUCAAGGUGACAGCUUACCAGGAGAAUCAUUACUACCUGCUAAAUCCUUCUCUUUUGAAAGAGAUUUACUCAGAAUAUUAGCAGAAAUAAGAUUCAUUAAUGCAGAGGCAACUGUUCAUUUAUUAAGAUUGCAGGGAAUUGAACUGAAUGAUCAUGCUGUACCUCCAGAAGGUACGAGCCAGUGUCGUCCAGGAUAUGGUUCAUAUCUUCCUGAAAGCGAUCCAGAAUGGAAAACAUACAGUUUAUGGAUAGACUACUUAUCUUGGUAUGCUAUGGAAAACUUCCAACGUGCAGCCAAAAUAGGAGAAGAACUGAAUGAAGCCUGGAUCGUUCACAAUGCUGUGGUGUAUAUCUUAAACUACAAUAGACAUCUUAUCUCUUCAGGAAGACAGAGGGAAAUUAUUGAGUAUCUGCAGACUCUUCUUGGAGCCAUCAAGACUGUUGGGCACGAUGGAAGUACUGUGAUUUUAUUGAUGUUAUGUAAUGCAUUGGCUCGGGGCUUAAUUCUUUGUUGGAUUCCAAAGCCAGAACUUGCUGAGGAAAAAAAAAAAGAUGCAGCAACAGACAGAAGCAGAAAAGCUGCAGCAAAGAAACAUGAAAAAGCAAAUGUCAUCCAGCCUUUUUCAGUAGAUCCCAGUGGACUUCCUGAUAUCAAAGCUGCCUUAGAGAUUUGUGAAUUUGCCCUAAAUGUGACAACUGGAACCAUACCUAAUGAAACAGUACCUGUUGCUGCACAACAACAGAUCAUUGCUACGUGGGUGAAAGCAAAACAGUUAAAUCAGCAGCAGAUCAGCUGUAAACUUGGGACUGAGGAGGAGAAUAAUGAUGAAGCACAAAAUCCUAUGGCAAGAAUUCUUGUUGGUCUAGAAAUGUAUUCAUGUAAUGGCUUGGGUCUCAUGGAUUUCACUGUUCCUAGCUUACCUCAGUUAGUGAAAUUGGCUUUAGAAUGCAGUUGGUCAGAUUCCUUAGUGGAAUUGCAGACGCUGACACGACUAACAUAUUUUGCAUAUGUAUCACAUGACUAUGAAAUAGUGAUGACUUGUUCUAAAAGGAUCUUGCAAUCAGAUGAGAAUUUUUUCCACAAUACAAAUACUAAAAAAUACGAAAUGCCUGGUAACAGACUGAGACAAGAAAUGUUAAGCACUACUGCCUGUAUACAAGGAAAGAGUAUAAUGGAACAUUUGCCUGGAAGAAAACCUUUGCGUGUAGCAGCAUCAAAAGCCUUUGUUCAGAGUGCCAGGUACGCAGGUGAAGCCGGAAAUUAUUCACUUGUAAUGUUUGCAGCUAGACACUUUUGGAAUACAUGUUUACCUUUGCUAGGUUCUCCACAUGACAGAGAGCAUUUUAAAGAACCUACUGAAACAAUUCUUAAGAGUAUAAUUAAAGCAGAAUCUAAAAAUAAACAGGAGAAGAAAGAUAUGUUGCCUUUACAUCAGUGGAUUACAAAGGAUUUUCAAAGUAUUGGGUUUUCAGUUGAAUGCUGUCUCCCAGGUGCUGAGGAAGAUCUGACAUUAAGAACCUCCUUAUAUGUGUUAUUAUUCCACAUACAUGCUGAUAAAGCUGAUUGGGAGACAGCACUAAAAGUCCUGGAUGAAGCUAUUCAAGUUUUGCCUCAGACAAGACACAGGCUCCUGAUUUUUAAACAUAUGGCUAUAGCGAAGGCAAGAUUGGGAUGCAAUUUUCUGAUGGACAUUCAGAAGUUCAGAGAUGAAAGUGAAGAUUAUUUGUCACAUAUGUGUCACUGUUUGGUAACAGUCUCCAGAAGUAUUGUUGGACAGUUAAGCUGUUUUCAAAAUGCUGUCAUUGCUUUACAGAAACAAGAAAAUGAAUGGCAGAAAGUUGAUUAUCUGCUGGAAUUUGCUGAAUGGUUAUAUUGUAAACAGUUUCCCCUCAAUGAUGUCAUUAAACCUCUGGACUGGGCAGUAGAUCUCUUGCUAUAUAGAAAAUUUUCCAUGCAAUCCUCACAAGCAGAAGACGAGACAGAUCAGACAAGUACUUCUGGUGUUUGCAUUGAAAAAGAAAAAAAUAGUAUACCAAAAUUUUCGCCUACAGAAAAUUUGAAGAUAGCCAUUGGAGCAAAUGAUACCAUGCCUCAAAUUAAUUUGGAAGAUUUGAGUAAUAUUAAACAAUUGGAAGCUUUGUUUAGAGCACAGACGUUAAUGGCUUUAAUUUCUGGUCAUAGUUCUCCUUUUCAUCAGCAGCACUGUUUGAUGGCAUAUGCUUGUAUCAUCCGUAUCUGGCAGGUAUCAUUGUCAGCAUCAGGACCUAUUACAAAAGUAUUAUCAAAGUCUUCACAGCUUGCAGCUCCUCAGAAGGUACAGUCAAUAAUUGCUCCUAAAAAUGAGAAGGACAGACAGAAAAAGAAACAAGUUCAAGUUUCUGUUGUGAAAGAGAAACCUAAAAGGAAAGGAUCAGUUGAUACCUUACCGGCAAAUGUGGAAGAAUGGGCUUAUUAUGACUGUCCCAGUGAAAUCAGAGAUACUUUUAAACAGAAAACAAAUAGUUGCGGUAUUAACUGGGAUAAUUUCCCCAAACCUACUUGCACUUUGUAUUUUAUGGACCUUUUAUCUAAAGAACUACAGAAAAUUUUUUGCCCCCACUUGAUUCUUCCCAUCUUUCAGCUAGCUGAAGUUAUUGCUAAUGAAGUUGUGGAAUGUAGAAGUCUGUCUGAUCUCUAUCACCUUCGAAUUGCCCUGAUAUGUUCAGACCUAAAAUUGAGUCAGGCAUCUUUGUAUCAUGAGAAAGCUGCUGGAGAAGCAUACAUUAGUGAAUUAGAACAAGCAAUGUGUAGGCAAGAGAUUGCACUGAAAAAAGGAAAAGAAGUACACACUAAGACAGAAGAAAGAAAAACAUUUUUUGAAAAUGCUCAGCUGAAUGGUAGUAGGGUUGAGAAUAUCCCUACUUCAAGUGAAAAGGUUUUUGAGUUAAAUGUGGUAACAGGAAAAGGACUGAGUGCACUUUCUUUCCCUUACUUGUGGAUAGAAAAAGCUGAAGUACUAAUUCAGCUAGGCUUGUACCAACCAGCAAGACUUCUCCUUUCAGAGGCCCAUGCUGCAACUCAGGAAUUGAGGGCCCUGUAUGAUGUGUCAAGGUGCUUGUACUUAUUUGCUGUAUUGGCUAACCUGGAAAGAAACCAUGGACAAGCUAAAGCAUUCCUUGAGAAAGCACAGCUUCUAGGAGGAAAUGAACAGUUUUGGUACAACAGUACUCUUAGUCUAAUAGAUGCAAUUCUAGAGGAAGAGGGGGAAGGAAAAUGGAGCAUGGCUUGUGAGAUACUGGAACACACUGUAAAUGUGCUCAGAUCUACUUUACUGAAGAGACCUAACAGACAGUCAGAGUUGGGUUUUAUAAUUGCAUCCCUUGAAGCCAGGAAAACACUUAUUCAGGUACAUUUUACCCAAGAUUGUAUGACAAUUAAUGCUGAGUCUUGUCAGUUGCCACAUAUGCUACAGGAAUCUUACAAUAAAUUAGUUCAAAUUGAGAAGGACUUCUUUCAUUAUGGGCAUAAAAACUGCAGUGCUGAGAUACUGCUAGAAUGUGCAAAUAUUCACAGGAUGAUUGCCAAGCAGGAAAGAAACGAGGAAGAAAAACGUAGUCACUAUCUGAAUGCUUAUAACUUAGCUCAGAGAGCAGUAUCCAAAACAGAGGAAGUGUUUCAUAAUGUUUGUAGCUUAUUUGCAGUUAAUGAGACUACAAAUAUUAGUAUCCCAUUAAUGAGGCAACUAGCUAAUAGGAAAAUAAAUCUUGUAGAAAUUCUUUUGGAUAUUUUUCAUCUUGUUAUAACUGAGAAAAAACUUAAAGAAGUGGGAGAAGCAUCAUCUCAUAAAAUUGUGGAGGCAUUCAUCAGGGAAACUAUUGAAGAUGGUAUAACAGAACAGGAUUGGAAGCAUAUGGAAUGCACUGUGGGUCAUAUUACACUGGCUCAGUUAGCAAACAUACAGAAUCUUUGUAAAGGCUGUCCUGACAUCAAAUCCAAAUACCUAUAUCUCACUGGAAAAACUCUUCAUUUACUUGCCAUUAAUAUAGAUCCUGUACAUUCAGAGAUUUACUGGAAGCCAAAUGUUAUGGAAGAAGCUAAAUCAGACAUCGCAAAAACUUCCCUGACUUCAGCAGAAUGCAGUGAACAGGAAGUGAGAGACAGCAGUUUACUGACUAAUAAAUGUCAAUAUGAUAAGUAUAGGAGCAAAAUACAGGCAUUAAAGAAGGAACAUAGGUUGACUCAGAAAUAUCUUUCUCAAUCCAGUGAAGCUUUGCUACAGUGUAUGGGUAUUGCAUUCAGUCAUAAUAUUACUGAUGUACUGGCUCCUGCUAGUUUUGAAAUGGUCGAAUGCCUUCAACAAUUUGAUCCAGUUUCAACUAGCCAGUUUUUGGCACUUCAUCAGAGCUGUUCAGCAUCUAUGAUGAUGAAGAGUAUCCUUCUAACAGCUACAUCUAACACCAGCAGCUCUCAGCUGGCAGCAUUACUGCAUCUUCAGAAUCAUUUAAAACAAAACAGAAACACAAGUGAUCUUCUAAAAAAUGUGGAACAGCAACUGACUGCUACUUCAAUGGCAUGGAGAAAUCUCUGUAUUCCUGUUGAACAUUUUAAUAUAAUGGAUGAAUUGCCGUCUAAUUUCUACAUAAUUAUUCUUCAGCAUUCAGAAGACAGAUCAAAUUUGUACAGUUCAUUGAUUGAGAUGCCAAAAGUAAGUACUGCGCAGCAAAAAGGAAAACCCACUCAACCAAAGGUGCAAGCUAAAGUUUCUCGAUUUCCUGUGAAUCCUGAUACAUUUUGUAUUUUGUUGGAAAAAGUGCGUCUUUACAAGCAGCAGAAGAUGAAGAGUCAUCUUAAACAGACUGUCAUUCAAAACUUGCAAGAAUGUGUCUCCAAAACAGAUAUGACUCCAACAGAGAAAAUAGAUCAUAAUGGAUAUGAUUUGACAUCAGAUUUCUCUGAAAUAUUAGAAAUUAUGGAAGAAUAUCUGAAACCAGUGCUGUCACAGUUUGAUUUUUCUGAUACCAGAGAACAGAGCACAUCAGUUUCAGCAGCUGAAUCAGGAAAAAGAAAAUUGAAAGGUGCACCUAUGGACUUAGGAUUGUGUGUGGUAUUACUAGGAGAUACAUUCUUUAUGGAAUUGCCUUUGGAAGCUCUGAGUAUCUUUAAAGGGGAAGGAAUUAGUUCUGUAUCCAGAGAUUUUUCUCUCCAGAUCCUCUACAAUCGAAUACAUCUGGCUGAGUCAGAGACUGAAGUUAAAACAGAUGUUGAAAUAUCUAAAGAAACAAAACCAAAAGCUCGUCAGAAAAAGAAUGUCAAAACGGCACCAAUUAAUAGUGAUUUACCCUGUAAUUGCUUGCCUGUUGAUACUCAUAAUUUUAAAUAUAUUGUGGACCCCUAUAAUGAAGGAAGACAGGCAGGAACUUUAAGUCCUUCUCAAAAAAUAAAGGAAAUCCUAGAAAAAUACCAUUACCUAUUUACACUACAGUGGGAAGGAAUUAUUGGCAACAUAUGUGUUCCAAGCCAAGCUGAAUGGGAGCAGCUGCUGACAAACUGCAGUGCAUUUCUCUUCUAUGGGAUGGAGAGAUUCAUGUCUCAUAUUUUACUCAACAGACUGGUUGCUAUGAACAUUCCAAAAUGCCAUUUGAUGAUACUUCUAGAUCUGGUACGAUCAAAGCAAAGUUAUCAAAGAAUUACAAACUCUGGUAUGCACAAAAGUUAUCUACGGCUUGGUAUAGAGAGACCAACAGAGACAGCAAUGCUUCUAAGCCUUACUGGUGUUCGUUCUAUAAUAGCCAACCAGUGGUACACUACCUUGCAAGAGAAUGCAGAAAGGCUAGAAAUUUUGUCUGAGAAUUUGUUGAGCAUUGGAAGAACAACUGGGCAGACAGUCCAUAUUCUUCAAAAGAAUAAGAUUCACAGGGAAAGGGAUUCUAUUAAAAUGGAAGCGGAUGCUCACAGCUCUCCUAGAGACAAAGCAGAAGAACAGACCAUUCACACUUUCUCAAAUCUUCCUGCAACUCAUCCAUCAUUUUUUAAUUGUGUGCUAUAUGGUUUACCCAACAUAAUUAUUAUGUAAUUUGUGUCAGACUUUUUGUACUAAGAAUACCACUACACUGUGCGUAGGGCACACUUUGCAUUUAAAGGUGUGGCAGAUACUUAUUUCUAUAUGGCCCAAGGAGAGGUGAGCUUAAGAAAAUGUAUGUUUUGCUGAUAGACUGAUUUCUGUUUCAGAUGUAAACAGUUUGAUAUUAGAAUAAGUGUCAGGAAAAUAUCAAAGAACAUUUAUUUUAGAGGUUUCAGUACUCUAAGGUUUUCUGAACUUGGUGAAUCCCAUAAAAGAAUUUCGUGAGUACCAACACAUCUUAAAGGAAAUUAGGCUGAUAUUUUUGGGCAUUGAUGCAUGAGUGGAAUUGGAAUGUAUCAUUGUCAGUACUUCCAUUUGGAAAAACUUUUCCUUGAUGUAUUUUAUUUUUACAUGGAAGAUUUAUCAGGAGAACAACUGAAAAAUUUACCAAGUCACCUUAUUCUGAGUGAAAUUAUUUUAAAUUUUUAUAUAGCGGUAGUUGUAGUUUAAUUUGGAAAAAAGGUAGUAUUACAUAAAAUGUUUAAUAAGUUUUGCUUUCUUUAUUUCCCUAUAGUUUUUCUGAAUAACAUGUGAAGAUACAUUAAAUUAUUCCAAAAUCCCAAAUAAGAUUAUUACCUGUAUAGAUUUUGUCACAUGCUGUUAAUCAGCAAUGCAUUUUUAAAAUACAUACUUUAAAACUUUAUUUGUAAUGAUAACAGUAGAAAUAAAUGUAAAAUAAUUUAGCACUUAUGGAAAAUACAAACCUUUGAUCAUUAUUGCAACUAAAACCAUUUUAAGACUCUUUUUUUUCCACUAAAAUGGUGAUGUCUGUUUCCUGUGAUGAUACAUUUUUUGUGUUCCUGGUAGAGCAUUAAAAUGGCACUGAAAAGA
This is a messenger RNA of Harpia harpyja (harpy eagle), 10716 nucleotides long. RefSeq names its product cilia and flagella associated protein 46 (gene CFAP46). The record is from RefSeq and is a predicted model, not a curated record. Gene Ontology annotation, molecular function: protein binding. Bases 2077 to 9837 code for a protein of 2586 amino acids. Gene Ontology annotation, biological process: axoneme assembly; cilium movement involved in cell motility. The transcript has 61 exons. NCBI's taxonomy places the organism in Eukaryota, Metazoa, Chordata, Aves, Accipitriformes, Accipitridae.